Molecule: messenger RNA, 1268 nt
Organism: Arabidopsis lyrata subsp. lyrata
Lineage: Eukaryota; Viridiplantae; Streptophyta; Magnoliopsida; Brassicales; Brassicaceae
Product: nifU-like protein 5, mitochondrial
Exons: 6
Coding region: 103-927 (274 amino acids)
Biological process (GO): iron-sulfur cluster assembly
Cellular component (GO): mitochondrion
Molecular function (GO): iron-sulfur cluster binding; iron ion binding
Source: RefSeq, a predicted model, not a curated record
CUCUGAUCGAUAUUUUCCACUUCUCAUUCGCCGUCCGUUUUACGAUUUUUUCCUGUCGAAACCCUAAUUUCGUAAGCUAAGGCAACGGAGACGAAGAAGAUCAUGAAAGGGAUUACGAGACUUCUCAAUUCUCUUUCGCGACAUACAGUUUCCGUAACUUGUUCUCCUUCUACUUCUCUUCUGGUAUCACGUCGCUCUCUGUUUAUCUCGGCGGCGACACACUUGCCGGCGAAUUUAUGGGAUUCCAGAACGACUAAUGCUUCUCGCAACUCUGCGAGAUCUUCUUCAUUUCCCCUGAAUUGGAUCGUGCAAAGGAGGACAAUGUUUAUCGAAACACAAUCAACACCAAACCCUUCUUCUCUAAUGUUUAAUCCUGGUAAACCAGUUAUGGAUAUUGGAAGUGCUGAUUUCCCUAAUUCUCGUUCUGCUAUGGGUUCACCUUUAGCUAAAGCCAUCUUCGCCAUUGAUGGUGUUGUUCGAGUUUUCUUUGGGUCAGAUUUUGUUACUGUAACAAAGUCAGAUGAUGUAACAUGGGAUAUUCUCAAGCCUGAUAUCUUUGCAGUGGUAAUGGACUUUUACUCUUCUGGUCAGCCUUUGUUUCUCGACUCACAAGCUACAGCUGCCAAGGAUACCGCCAUUCACGAGGAUGAUUCUGAAACUGUAGCAAUGAUUAAGGAACUCUUGGAGACGCGUAUCCGACCAUCAGUUCAAGAUGAUGGAGGGGACAUCGAGUAUUGUGGAUUCGAUACGGAAACUGGUAUAGUUAAGCUUAGAAUGCAAGGAGCUUGUAGCGGUUGUCCAAGUUCAUCUGUUACUUUGAAAUCAGGAAUUGAGAAUAUGCUUAUGCAUUAUGUAUCCGAGGUCAAAGGCGUUGAGCAAGAAUUUGAUGGUGAAGAGGAGGGAACAUCGUCUGGCCCAAUGGAGUAGAGUAGCAGAAAUGCAUCAGAACAAAACUUGAGAUUUGUUGUUGCUCUUCAAUAUACAGAAGAAGAAUAAACCAGAGGUACAUUAGUUUUGUCUUCUCAUGAACCUGGCAGCCUCAGAAAACUAUAGACUACUGAGAUAUCAUGGGGUCGCUCUGAUAUAACCCAACAAUUGAUUUGUUCUAAUGGAUUAUACGGCUCUUAUUGUGCGUUUAUUUGUAGUCGAAAGGGUAAAGAUUGGUUGCCCAAGCUUAAGUUGAAGUUUUUACUGAUUUGAAGUUAUUUAAGGUUUGUGAUCGCAUCAGUGGAUGAUUUAACUACAUUAACAAAGGUUUUUUUUAUAGA